Molecule: messenger RNA, 3123 nt
Organism: Triplophysa rosa
Lineage: Eukaryota; Metazoa; Chordata; Actinopteri; Cypriniformes; Nemacheilidae
Gene: gpr156
Product: G protein-coupled receptor 156
Exons: 10
Coding region: 221-2722 (833 amino acids)
Biological process (GO): G protein-coupled receptor signaling pathway; gamma-aminobutyric acid signaling pathway
Cellular component (GO): membrane; G protein-coupled receptor heterodimeric complex
Molecular function (GO): G protein-coupled GABA receptor activity
Source: RefSeq, a predicted model, not a curated record
GCUGUUUGAUACCCUCUGGUUUGUGAUAGAUUGCAGACGUGAAAGAAGAAGAGACCGAGCCUUUGGAACUUUCUAUCCGUGUCUACUUUUGAUGUAUUGUUGUGAUGUCGGUUUUAAAAUGGGACGUUUUGUUUCGGACCCCUCAAGGAUGGAGCCAGGACCUUUCAUUCACAUGGAUCACAGUAUGUGUGUAUAAGGUGAGAUAGAGCUCAGGCCAAUUAUGGAGGCAGGACUGAACUGCAGCUCUCACUGCGAGUCUAGUACCUGCUUCAUCUACUCAGCAGUGAACAACCAACAAGGCUGGGACAUACUGCAGAGACUCUGUGCUCUCUCAACGAGUGGUGUGGGUGUUAAGAGUCGAGCGCUGUCGCCUGCCCUUCGUGCUGUUGUCUGGACUCUGCUCUCCUGUGGGAUUUUCCUGGCCCUCUUCUUUCUCAUUUUUACACUCCGCUUUAAAAACAAUAGGAUAGUGAAGAUGUCCAGUCCCAAUCUGAAUGUGUUGACUCUGUGCGGCAGUAUACUUACAUAUAGCAGUGGUUUCUUAUUCGCCAUGGAGGAAAGAGCAACACUGCAGGGAACAGGAUCAAGAGCGAUCUUACAGGCCCGGAUGUGGAUGCUGUGUAUAGGCAGUUCUCUAGUGUUUGGUCCCAUGCUUGGUAAAACGUGGCGGCUCUACAAAGUGUUCACUCAGCGCAUGCCUGACAAGAGACUGAUUAUUAGAGACAUACAGCUUAUGGGUUUGGUAGCUCUGCUGGUCCUCGUGGAUGCUGUUGUUUUAACAACAUGGAGUCUGACAGAUCCAAUCAAGUGCUCUCGGUCAAUUAAUGCUGUGGUGAAGAUAAUGGAGUUAAGUGCAUCCUACAGUCUGUCCCAGCUAGACUCAUGUUCUUCUCUAUACUCGGAUCUGUGGGUCAUCCUUCUCUCUGCUUUUAAGGGCAGUCUCCUCCUUUAUGGCACGUACCUUGCUGGCCUGACAAGCAAUGUCAGUUUACCCCCAGUAAACCAGUCUAUGACCAUCAUGGGUGCUGUAUGCUUGGUUACCAUGUCAACCACUGUGGCUGCGCCCGUCUCUCUUUACCUGUAUGCUUGGCCCAAUGUGGUGUACAGCGUAGUGUCUGGAGCUAUCUUUAUCUGCACUCUUUCCAUAAACUGCCUGCUGUUUGUGCCCCAAUUGACCCAGUGGAGACAGUUUGAAGAGGAGACAAACUCUCAUCCCAGUCAGAUGGCCAAAUAUUUCAAUAGUCCAAGCAAGACCAUGAGCUCCAUGUACAGUGAGGAUGAGAUCUAUUAUCUACUUGGAGAAAACGACUCCAUGAAAAGGCUUAUUAAUGAGAAGAAUACCAUUAUCGACAGCCUACAGGAACAAGUGAACAAUGCCAAGGACAAACUGCUCAAACUGAUGACUGUUAGCCAUCCCUUGGAUGAGGGAGAAAUGGAUUCCUCCAACAUUAACCUAAACUCCACCUCUACCCAGACGACAGUGGUAUCUCCUAAUUCUCCUCCGACCCCUAUCCUAACCAAAUAUUCAGAAGUCGCUCCAACUGUGGCUCGCUUUCUACCUCCUUAUAUACCCCCUCCACCAAUUCCCACCAGCGCUACCUCACAGCAAACAACCUCUGAAGGUUCAGCAGCUACAGAUGUUUCUUCUUCAGCACAUGCAGGGCCUCCACAGUUUCAGGGUAACUUUACCAAUGAGUCCUGUCAAGUCAGCCAUUGGAUGUCUGAUCAUGUGAGUUUGAAGGGUACUGCAGAUGAGUCAGAUCCAACAUUAAAUAUUGUCAAAAACUCUACAAGUAUCUCAGAUGGUCCUGAGGAAGAAUCAGAGACGUUGGCGAAACAACAAGAUCUGCUUCUGGAUAAGAGCAAAUUAGUGCAGAACUCCUGUCCACCUCCGGUUGAUACGUCAGCCUCCAAGGAGCAAACCACCGUAUCAAUGGAGGUUUCAACAACGGGGCGACAGGGUUUUGUAAGCAAUGAGCAGCUGGUUGAGAUCUUGCAGGACCUGAGCAUGGAUGCUGUAAGCAGCUCUGUCAGAUCGCCCGAGCGAGCAAGGAGACCUCCCAUCAAUCCAGAUCAUGAGGAGCUCAUCACAGCUCUCUCACCUCAAUCAUCUUUAGAGUUCUUCUUCCCCACCAUCUCACCGUAUCUCAUGCGCAAACGUAGACCUCCGUUUUACUCCUCAAAAGGGGGACCUCCACCUUACUAUUUUCCUGGCUCUGUACCUCCAGGGCGCAGAAGACCACCAAAAGACCAUGAAAUGUUGAAGGAGGACCGCAACUACAAACUAAAACCUUCCAGUCCAAGCCCUCAAAGACAAGACUUGGGGCACGAGGGCUGUAGGAGAAAGAGGGAAAAGCACACAGGGACUCGCUGUGGCUCUGAUAUUUUAACCAGCAGAAGAGGUUCAAUACAGGACAACUGUGAAUCUUUAUCACGGAAAUGUUCUGUUACUCCUUUUACAGGACAGAUUCCUCAGCCUGCCUCGGCUGAUCUGAUACAAGGGAGUAAAACAUCAGAGGAGCUGUAUGACUACUCAGACUCAGACUCCAGCAGCUCGGAGGACUACUGUUACUACCACCGGCCAUAUUGUAGGGCUUGCUUACAUCACCCUUAUGACUCCACAGACAGCCUUAGCAGCUCUGACAGUGAGAAUGGUGAGUUGUACAAGUCGGCACACCCUGUAGUGAACUUUAAAGUGGACCUUAAACCAACAUUUGUUUGAUGAGAUGAACUGCCCUUUCUGUUUAUACCGUACUUCCAUCAUAGGUGUUUGGGUCGAUGACGUUGAUGCAGUUUUUUGUUCGACUGUAUUAAAUUCUUCAGAAAUGUAUUAAAAUGCAUUACCAUACAGGCAAUGACUUGAAUACAUGUUUUCUAUGAUGUUGAAUUUAUCGUUUUAAAAUAUUUUUAUCUUGGAAUAUUUUAAAGUCAAACAAUGUUUAUGUGGUGUAACUGUCCAUUGCAAUAAAAAAACAAGUUUAAGACUAAGAUUUAUUUAAAUUAAGUAAAACCAGAACCAUUUAAUAUUAUUUCUUGAGUUUACUGCAGUGAAGGAGCUUUUUUUAUUAUUACAAGUAAGAACCUUCUACACGUAAGAAAUUCUAUGCGUCAGGUUAAAUAUCA